This is a messenger RNA of Engraulis encrasicolus (European anchovy), 2363 nucleotides long. Its product is annotated as mRNA export factor GLE1-like. The record is from RefSeq and is a predicted model, not a curated record. Lineage: Eukaryota; Metazoa; Chordata; Actinopteri; Clupeiformes; Engraulidae. Bases 548 to 1123 code for a protein of 191 amino acids. The transcript is spliced from 5 exons.
GUGGUCAGGGUGUUUGUUGUUAAGCAAAAAUAGCAGACACCAAUGUCCAAAAACUAAUUUCAGAGAGAUAUCCAUCCUGAUUUUGAUGACUAGACAAAUCAGCACGCUCUCAAGCAGUUUUCCGAAUGAAAGCUCGUUCGGAACAGACAAGUAGAAAUAUGCUAAUCGAAGUAUUAUGCAGGAGUUAGCAUGUUGGUUGUACGCUCUCACUGGCAUUGUCAAAAAACAGAGAUACUUUAUCCGACUUGCGGGCACCAGUGAGUGAUUUUCGAUAUCAGUGAGAUUCCCUGGAUUUCAGGGAAACUUGGGAUGUGUGAAAUAGUUAGUACACGAGCGAAUAAAACGUCAAGGGAGUAAUUAACCCACUGCUAUUACACGCAUUACGGCCCUUCGCAAUGGAAUGAUUGUACUGGAGCAUUACCGUACAACCGUAGUUGUGGCGUGUUCGCCGUGAAUGAAGUAAACACACAGGUUUGUGAGCGUUAAGAUGAAUGCUACGCCAUGGAAUACAAACUUGUGAAUUCGGCCAUACUAUUGUUUGCUGCAGAUGUGUUUAAGUAAGUGUCUGAUGACUUGGAGUUAUUUCUGUGAUCCUGAACCUGUCUCUGCACGAGGCGGAGCAGCAGCGCGUGCGCGAGGCCGCUGCGGAGCGGCAUCGGGAGGCGGAGGGCCGGGAGCGUCUGCGGGCGCUCAACGCCGCGCAGGAGGAGGUACUGCAGCUCCACCAGCUGCUGGAGCCCGCCAACGCCUUCAACCACGCCACCAUCAUCACCCGCGGCAACCAGCUCUGCGCACAGAUCCUGAACCUGUCUCUGCACGAGGCGGAGCAGCAGCGCGUGCGCGAGGCCGCUGUGGAGCGGCAGCGGGAGGCGGAGGGCCGGGAGCGUCUGCGGGCGCUCAACGCCGCGCAGGAGGAGGUACUGCAGCUCCACCAGCUGCUGGAGCCCGCCAACGCCUUCAACCACGCCACCAUCAUCACCCGUGGCAACCAGCUCUGCGCACAGGUCUCCGCUGUGUAAUACGCCACAGAAGAGAUGAGACCUUGACAGUGGAUUUGCCAACCUCCCAGGCACACCAGGGUACAACCUCACUCUCUGGUGUAGACUUGCCUGAGUUUAUCUGACUCUGCUCCACACGAAAAGAGAGGAAGACGGCAACCAAGCAACUUCCAAGCCUGAGAAGGCAAGUGAAAAGCUCCACCAGAAAACGUUCCAGUCCACAAGAGCAAGUGUCAUCUAAGAGCGAACUGUCAGCAGUCACCGGGGCCGGAGGCAGCGACUGUAUCCUUUCCAUUGUGCCGGUGCGCAUCAAAUCCAAGAAGAGCAACAACACCAUCGAAACGCAUGCGUUCAUGGACUCAGGAAGUGCAGCGACGUUUUGCUCCGAAAGAUUGAUGAGGCGACUUGGUGUAACGACCCUUGGCUGGGUUGUCGCAGGCCUUCUGAAGAAAGACAGUGACCACAAACCAAGUCACGUCAGUCAUUGUGCUUCGGUCAACAGAGUGUCAGUCAGAUGACUACAGGACUAGUUUCAUGGGAGUACCUUGGAUAAAGUAAUAAUUAAUAAUUAAUAGGGGUGGGAAUAGACUAUUUUGUUUAAUCUAGAUUAAUCUCACUGUAAUAAUGAAAUGAAUGUAGAUUAAUCUAUAUCAAAAUGGCUCAUUCAGAAUAGGCACGCUAGCUAAAUAAUGCCGAAAAAAAGCCUAGGGGGUUUCUUAAGAUGGCGCAUUAGACCAGAGCUCAUCUCUUUUUUCCAAAAUGCAUCUCAUCAUCAAAAAAAUGUUUGAUAUUUGGUGAUGAAAAAAAAUCACUGCAGUAUUGUGUGUUUUGAAUAUGUUAGGAAGCAUUUAGAGUCAUAAUAUACUGACAUUUCAAAAUGAACAGUGCUAUAAAUUGUAAAGGCAAAUACAGAUAAAUCUCAAACGUUUAGACUAUUUAAACAAAAUGACCUCAACAAUUCAGCAUUUCUAAUGGGCAGAGAGAGAGAGUUAGCUGUAAAGCAUUCCCGGUAACCUGAAAUGGGUAUUCCUGGUAACCUGAGGUUACUGGGAAUACCUAAUUGCCAUCGGGUAGGUAUUCCCGGUAACCCAAAUAGGUAUUCCGGUAACCUGAUAGGUAUUCCCGGUAACAUAGACAGCAAUAGGUAUUCCCGUACCUGGAGUCAAUUUUUAAAAAGUAUAUAAAACACUUCUAAUGCUAUGUUCCACCCUUCUAAAUGUCAAUUACGCGUCAAUGUCAUAUCUAACCAGGCAUCACACGCAGACUAAUGCCUCUUUUCCACUGCCGGUUUUGUGGUAGGCCUACAGCUCGACACAGCGCGACUCAGCCAACACUUUUUGCUUUGCGAUUGAGUUGUGUCAUGAC